CUCACCAAGUAAACAACAUGUGAAUUUGUGAAUGAAACGAUGUCUCUCAACAUUUUACAAGGGCAGAGAGUAUGAUAAUAAUUUUGUGUAUUGAAAUUAAUUGAUACCGAAAUAGUAUAUGUUUUAGACGUUGUGGAAUAUAUAGGAGAUAUCAGGACAUAAUACCUCUCCAAAUCUAUUGUAUAUCUGCAUAGAAUUUACUUGACUAGGAAGAAAGAGAAUAAUCAAAAUGGGAUGUGACAUUGCUUCAAAGGACAUAAAUGUUGUUGUGUACAUUCUUGUUGCUGUAUUUGCUAUUUCAUCAUGGGUAGACAUCAAUGGUUUGUGGGUAGAGUUGCCAAUAUUGGUACAGAAGUUACCAGAACAAUGGAAUUUACCUUCCUACAUGGCAAUCAUUAUUCAAAUUGCCAACAUUGGACCUUUGGCUUUUACAAUUUCAAAUUAUUUCUGGCCAAGUAAGGUGAAAGAAACGCCUGUCAUUUAUGUCAUAAUUACAGUAGGCGCCAUUGCAUGCCUUCUUCUUGCCUUCUUUUGGAAUACAGUGACAAUGAUCGCAGGAAAUUUACAUAGCACCGCUUUACUAACUCUACAGUUCUUCCUGGCAAUAGUUGAUUGCACAUCAUCUGUGGCAUUUUAUCCUUUCAUGGCAUUAUUUAAACCGCAAUACAUGACAGCACUAUUUAUUGGAGAAAGCCUUAGUGGACUUUUACCAAGUAUGUUGGCGUUGGGACAGGGAGCUGGACAAAUGAAAUGUGUCAAUUCUACUUCUACGAAAAAUAUCACCAUCAAUGGAACUGUUGUUAAUAUGACUACAGAAUAUAAUGUGUUUCCAGUGUACGAGCAACCUAAAUUCUCAAUUGAAAUAUUCUUCUUUGUUUUGUUUGGCAUGAUGAUAUUAAGUGGUGUAGCCUUUACAUUGUUAAAUUAUUUACCAUAUUGCCAAAAAGAGCACUUGUCUGAAACAGACAGUAUCGGAACUAGUUCAGAUAUUGCUGAAACAGAAGACACAUAUGAACUCAGUGAUAAUCACGAUAGGUUUUUUAUAAAUGCUGCUAGCGAGAAUGAUUCUCAAUCUGCGUUACUUUCCGGGCGUGUAAAGAAACAGAUAGCCAUUCAGGGAGAAAAAACAGACCAUGUAAAUGAAAAGACGUACGAACAAACAAUAUCAGCGUUUCGAUUUACUGUUUUAGCUAUGAUGACAGCUUGGAUAAAUGCUCUUAUGAAUGGGACAAUGCCUUCAAUACAGGCUUAUUCUUGCCUUCCUUAUGGAAAUGAUCCCUAUCACUUUGCAGUAAGUUUGAGUAACAUUGCCUGUCCCUUAUCUUGUUUUCUGGCAUUUUUUGUUCAAGUGACUUCAUUAAGUAAGCUGCUGAUUUUAACACUAGUUGGAAGUGGAUUUGCUAGCUAUAUUAUGGCUAUGGCUGUGAUGAGUCCAUCACCUUUAUUAAUUGAUAAACCAGCUGGUGCACCGUUAAUUGUGACGGCAUGGGUCUUGAUGUCAUUCAUAUUAACUUACACUAAAGUGUCUGUGGCAUCAGGCUUUCGUAUUGGUGGAAGAAAAGCAUUAUUAUGGUGUGGUGUAUUUACACAGAUUGGGUCAGCAGUUGGAGCAUUAGUUAUAUUUAUCUUGAUCAAUGUUCAACAUUAUUUUCAACAAGCAGAAAUGUGUAAAUCUUGAUAAAAUUGAUAACAUUAUUCAAUAUUUAUUUCCAUCUACAUUAUAUCAUAUAAUGAUAGGUUGAUUGAUUUGAAUUAUCAAUGAACUUGUUGCACUUGCAGAAGCUGUCUAAGAUUUAGCAAGGUACCUUUUGAUAAAAGUUGAUUUAUGCUUGCUAUGUGUAAAAAUAGUCCAAAUACAUUAGCUUACAUUACAUGUAAGUUUUAGCUCACAUAUGUGGGGUUGUUUGUAUGCGAUCUUUGAAUGUGCUUAACAUGACUAGGUUACACAAAUCUUUGAAGGAAUUCCAUCAUUUUGUUGCAUGAGUGAUGUCAUCAUCACAACGAUCACUUACCACUGUAUCUAGGCACUCACAGACUUACAAAAAACUGUGAGUUUGUAUUACUGCGAAAAAGUACCUCAGAAAUUCUGAUAGUUGUACAACCUGUUGUAUUUAAUUGUCAGAUGACUGAAAAUGCUAAAGACUGAGAAUUUACCUGACCUGUACAUGUAG
Molecule: messenger RNA, 2171 nt
Organism: Patella vulgata (common limpet)
Lineage: Eukaryota; Metazoa; Mollusca; Gastropoda; Patellidae
Product: solute carrier family 52, riboflavin transporter, member 3-B
Exons: 3
Coding region: 230-1678 (482 amino acids)
Biological process (GO): riboflavin transport
Cellular component (GO): plasma membrane
Molecular function (GO): riboflavin transmembrane transporter activity
Source: RefSeq, a predicted model, not a curated record